UGAUGGGGACGUCAUCAUGAUCUCCCCUUCUCUCUCACUCUCAUCCACAGGCUUUAUUGAUAACCGUAGUGCAGUUCAUGUAUUUUAUGUAAUAAUGUGCUUGUUGUGUAUCUAGCUGACACGUUUAGCACAUCUACGUAGUUAUUUUAAAACUAUCUCAGGGUAAAGAGCCAACAGCUGCAAGCUAACAGUAGCUUUAGCUGAGGUGCAGUGCAGCUAGCUAACGGUACAGCUGUUGACUCCACCGACUCUCCGUCCAUCCCGCUGCCGAAGAAGAGGAGCAAAUGAACGAGCUGGUGAAGAGUCUGCCGUCCCCGACUCUCCCGGGGCUGCACCUGACCUGUCUGGACAGCGGGACCUACAAAGGCUGGCUCUUUAAAUGGACCAACUACCUGAAGGGUUACCAGCGGCGGUGGUUCGUCCUUAGCAACGGCCUGCUGUCCUACUACAGGACUCAGGCUGAAAUGGCACACACCUGCCGGGGCACCAUUCCUUUGGCAACAACACACAUCGAGGUGGGGGACACCUGCCACUUGGUGUUAACUAGCAGGGGGCGAAGCUACCACAUGAAGGCGACCUCUGAGGGGGAGUGUCAGCGCUGGGUCACCGCCCUGCAGCAGGCCAAGGCUAGCUCCUCUCUGCUGAUGCAUCACUCAGAUGACUCGGGAGAUGAAGGCCCUGUACCUCAGGAGUAUCGAGCCCUAACCCAAGGGGUGCUCAAGACUCUGGCCAGCAAGCUAGACGACCUGAGCACCUGUAAUGAGCUGAUAGGAAAGCACGGCGCCGCCCUCCAGCGCUCACUCAGCGAGCUCGAAGAACUACGUGGAUCCUCUGAGAGCUCGGACAAAGUGAAAGCCGUUAACGAGCGAGCCACGCUUUUCCGCAUCACCUCCAAUGCUAUGAUCAAUGCUUGUCGUGACUUCCUGGACGUAGCUGAAUCUCAGAGCCGGAGAUGGCAGAAGACCCUGCAGUAUGAGAGGGAGCAGCGUCACCACCUGGAGGAGACCAUCGAACAGUUAGCCAAACAGCACAACAGCCUGGAGAGAGCCUGGAAGGAGAACCCCACCUCAUACACAGGUGUAGAGCGGCCUCAGGAGGGGGACGCGAGUGAUGAGAAUGACGACGCAGAGUUCUUCGAUGCCAUGGAGGACUCCCGUGCAUUCAUAACUGUGACUACUGGCAGCAUACAGCACAAGCGCUCAGGGAGUAAUCAGAGUAUGAUGAGUGGAAGGAUGUCCAAUGACUGGACUCACAAUGAGAAUGACACCUCAGGCACAAACCACAUCCAGCUCCGAAGAACAAGACGCAGUCGUAUUCCUGACAAACCAAAUUACUCCCUUAACCUGUGGAGCAUCAUGAAGAACUGCAUUGGCAAAGACCUGUCCAAGAUACCCAUGCCUGUCAACUUCAACGAGCCGCUGUCGAUGCUGCAGCGCCUGACGGAGGACCUGGAGUACAGCGAGCUCCUGGACCGAGCGGCCCGCUGCGACUCGUCUCUGGAGCAGAUGUGCCUGGUGGCGGCCUUCUCCGUGUCCUCGUACUCCACCACAGUCCAUCGCACAGCCAAGCCCUUCAACCCUCUGCUGGGGGAGACCCACGAGCUGGACCGGCUGGAGGAGUAUGGGUAUCGCUCCAUCUCUGAGCAGGUCAGUCAUCACCCACCAGCUGCUGCCCACCAUGUGACCUCACAGCGGGGGUGGACCCUCUGGCAGCAUAUCACUAUUGAUAGCAAGUUCCGCGGGAAAUAUAUCUCUGUCAUGCCAUUAGGUAACAUUCACCUGCAUUUCCACUCAAGCGGGAAUCACUACGUGUGGAGCAAAGUGACCUCAACGGUUCACAACAUUAUUGUCGGGAAGCUUUGGAUAGAUCAGUCUGGGGACAUUGACGUUGUAAACAACACCACCAAGGACACCUGCCGUCUCAAAUUCUCCCCCUACAGCUACUUCUCCAGGGAUGUCCCACGAAAAGUGACAGGAGUGGUGGAGGACAGAGAAGGCACAGCCAAUUACAUCCUGUCAGGAACCUGGGACGACAAGAUGGAGAGCGCCAAAAUAGUGGACAGCAGCCAAGGAGGCUCUGAAGGCAAACAGAAGACCGUUUAUCAGACUCUUCAGCCCAAACUGCUGUGGAAAAAAUACCCUCUCCCAGAUAAUGCGGAGAACAUGCACUAUUUCUCCUCCUUGGCUCUGACCCUCAAUGAGCAGGAAGAUGGAAUAGCGCCCACCGACAGUCGUCUGAGGCCGGACCAGCGGCUGAUGGAGGCGGGGGUGUGGGACGAAGCAAACAUCCAGAAGCAGCGUCUGGAGGAGUGUCAGAGGCUGGAGAGGAAGAAGAGGGAGGCGCAAGCCAACCAGGCUCUGGAGGAAGGGCAAGACAUCGAGGGUUACCAGCCGCUGUGGUUCGAGAAGAGGGCGGAACAUUCGGGGGAAAGCACCUACAUCUACAGGGGAGGCUACUGGGAGGCCAAAGACAGACAGGACUGGAACAUAUGCCCUAAUAUCUUCUAAGAGGUUCCCCUUACAGCAUGGCAUCAGGAAAGCUGAGAGGUUCCUCCGUAUAGGUUACUCCAUGACUUAUGGACAGCUGUAUGUGGAUACGUGUGUGUGUGUGUGUGUGAGUUAGUGAAUGAACGAAGUACUGAAAGCAGCCGUCACUCCCAGAAUUUCAAGCACAAAACAAACUCCUACUUCCUUCUCUUCUGAUAUACUCUAACUUAUCUUUUCAGAACGCAUGGCUUCAGUGUGUGUGAGUUGUAUGUGUAUGCUUAUUCAGCACCGCAAAGAACUGAUUUAUGGGAGUACAUCGAGUUCUCAUGUGUGUCUGUGUGUGUCGAGAGGGGGAUCGUGCUGGGGAAGUUUUGGUACGGAAUGUCUUGUUCUCCUCAAAGCUGGAACAACAUGUUCUUCAUGCUGGGCUCUGACAGAGGCACCGGGAUUUAAAGGAAAGUAGCAGGACUACGCUUUCUUCGUAACUUAAAGACUUUUUCACAGCAGACCAUUUAUUGAUCCCGCUGAUUCUUGGGAAUUUGUAUUUAAAUGCCCAAACUGUAUUUUGAAGAGUUUACUGCCCAGUCUGACUGACAGCUGACAAGCAGCUACUGGACCUCUAAACCAAAGUAGAAGUCAUUCUCUUUGGACGGACAAAUGACUGAAUACACUGAUGUUUUACAGACACUGCUGCUUCCCACAUCUUGAACUCAAGCUUCUGUCUGACUACAUUAAAGGAGCACCUCCCCUAUUAGCUGUGAAGAUUACUACACAGCCUGUGGAAACAGUUGUACAGUUGGAUGUUUUCACAGGCUCUGCAGAAAAUGUGUCGAGUCAGAGAAAAUCACUUAAGUGACGUCACUUGAGUACUCUCUGAGAACACUAUUAGGUUGCAUUAUGGGAAAUGAAGGCUGCAGCAUUGAGCUCGACCAGUGAGAGUCAGGAUAGCUAUACCUUUGUUGCAUAUAUUUGGAUCACUUUCUUUUAAAUGUGUCUUUAAGACUUAAUGCAAGCGCAACAGUAAUUAGCUGCAGGGACACAAUGCGAACGUUAAACCGGUUUAACCUGGGGGAUUUUUUUCAGCAAAGAAUUAUAUUGGUGCUUAAUGGUAAUUUUAGCCUUAUUUAUGUAAUGAAGUAGUAAAUCCCAAGUAGUCACUGCAUCCCCUACUCUGAGUUUGUGUACAGAUUAUAGAAAUCCGUCAAGCUUUGUUUGCGGGGAUUAACAUUCAGGGUGAUUUAUUUUAAGUAAAAUGUACACAAAUAACUGGAUUGAUCAUACUUUAAAGUAGCAACAAAGUUGUUUCCCAAUAGUUUAAAGUGUAGAAGAUGCUAGCUUUGUAUUGGUGUCAAUCCUAAAAUGGCUUUAUUUGGACAUGGCAGCUAUAACAUAACUGCACGGUAACAUAAGAAGAAAAUACUCCCAGGUCAGAGGCUUGUUUUAGGCAGCACAAAAGUAUGUUUUGGCAUUCAAUUAGCUGAAGAAUCAUUAUGUUAAGGAAUCAGAUUCAAACACAUCAGUCAGGACCAGAAAACCUUAUUAAAGUAGGCUUGGCAAUAGUUUUUUGUGUGUACAUUAGUAGUAAAUAUAUAUACUAUAACCAAUAUUAACCUCUGUAUUUAUAGUUUUCAUCAAAUGGUGUACUAUAAUAGGGCAUGAUGCACAUGUACAUUUAGCCGGUUGCUUUUGGCCUUUAUACAGCAAGAAUAUAAUAGAAAUAGAAUAGCCUAAUGUAGAAUCACUGUAAGGAAAUAUUGUUUCACAUUACUUGAACAUUUACAUUUUGGGCACUUCUUAAAAUAUAUCUGUGUAUCUUAAAUGGAGUCAGGAUUGUAUACCAGUUAUACUGAGAUGUUGGAGGAAUUCAAUGAUGAUUAUAAUAUAUAUAAUAAGAUGAUAGAAAUAAGGUGUUGUUUAAAUAAAGCACAAUGUUAUGUUUCCUUGCAGGUAAUUAUCAUGGUAAUUACACAUAUUACAUCAUCUCAACAUAUAGCUAUGCAUGGUUUUAGAGUGCUUAAGCAUUUCUGUAGUGGAAGCCUCUUCACCUAGCUAAUUGUUUGGACUCUUUACUGAAACAUGAUGUGAACUCACCUUUUGUGCCCAAUGACCUGAAAAGUGUUAUAUUUUUUAGCUCAAUAAAAACAUAAAGCUGUG
Gymnodraco acuticeps is the source of this 4640-nucleotide messenger RNA. Its product is annotated as oxysterol-binding protein 2-like. Gene Ontology annotation, cellular component: cytosol; membrane; intracellular membrane-bounded organelle. The record is from RefSeq and is a predicted model, not a curated record. The transcript has 14 exons. Gene Ontology annotation, molecular function: cholesterol binding. Lineage: Eukaryota; Metazoa; Chordata; Actinopteri; Perciformes; Bathydraconidae. The coding region runs from base 285 to 2507 and encodes 740 amino acids.